Messenger RNA from Procambarus clarkii (red swamp crayfish), 859 nucleotides. RefSeq names its product ribosomal protein S3 (gene RpS3). The record is from RefSeq and is a predicted model, not a curated record. Gene Ontology annotation, cellular component: nucleus; cytosolic small ribosomal subunit. Gene Ontology annotation, molecular function: RNA binding; structural constituent of ribosome. Gene Ontology annotation, biological process: positive regulation of apoptotic signaling pathway; translation. NCBI's taxonomy places the organism in Eukaryota, Metazoa, Arthropoda, Malacostraca, Decapoda, Cambaridae.
GGGUGGUGUAGAGAGUGAGAUAUUUACCGGGUGCAGAGCGGCGGGCCAGUGUGCUCGACUCGCUCUUUCCGUCAAGAUGGCUGCCCCGAUCAGCAAGAAGAAAAAGUUCGUUAAGGAUGGUGUGUUCAAGGCAGAACUUAAUAGAUUCCUCACCAAUGAGUUGGCAGAAGAUGGCUACUCUGGUGUGCAGGUUCGCCACACCCCUGCAAGAACCGAGAUUAUCAUCCUUGCUACCCGCACUCAGAAUGUGUUAGGUGAGAAGGGGCGACGUAUCAGGGAGUUGACUUCAUUGGUACAGAAGCGUUUUGGAUUUGCUGAGGGAUCUGUUGAGCUAUAUGCAGAAAAGGUGGCACAGCGUGGUCUGUGCGCCAUUGCUCAGGCUGAAUCCCUUAGAUACAAACUUGUCGGAGGUCUUGCAGUCAGGAGAGCAUGUUAUGGUGUGCUCCGGUUCAUCAUGGAGUCUGGUGCAAAGGGUUGUGAAGUUGUGGUGUCUGGUAAGCUACGAGGACAGCGAGCCAAGAGCAUGAAAUUCACAGAUGGUCUCAUGAUUCAUUCUGGUGAACCUCGACGCCACUAUGUUGACACUGCAGUUCGUCAUGUCCAUUUGCGCCAAGGUGUGCUGGGUAUUAAGGUGAAGAUUAUGUUGCCAUGGGACCCAACUGGCAAGAAUGGACCACGUACUCCACUUCCUGAUCACAUCAACAUCGUGGAACCUAAGGAAGAGCUGAUGCCAGCUGAACCACAUUCAGAGAACAAGAUGGAGAAGCCUGCAGCUGCUGCUGUUCCUGCCCCUGCACAACCAGCACCUGUUCCUACUGAAUAAAUAAAAAACCUGGACGUUAUGGAAAAAAAAAUCAAA